AUGGGCAACCAGGUGGAGAAACUGACCCACCUAAGUUACAAGGAAGUGCCCACCGCCGACCCGACGGGCGUGGAUCGGGACGAUGGGCCCCGCAUCGGGGUCUCCUACAUCUUCUCCAAUGACGACGAAGACAUGGAGCAGCAGCCGCCGCCCCAGGGAUCGGAUGGUGGGGGCGGGGGUUUGCCCGACGGAGGGGACGGGCCGUCGCUGCCCCUGCCGCAGCCCUAUGACCCGCGGCUGCACGAGGUGGAGUGCUCCGUGUUCUACCGCGAUGAAUGCAUCUACCAGAAAAGCUUCUCGCCGGGUUCCGCGGCGCUGAGCACCUACACGCCCGAGAACCUGCUCAACAAGUGCAGGCCUGGCGAUCUGGUGGAGUUCGUGUCGCAGGCGCAGUACCCACACUGGGCAGUCUACGUGGGCAACUUCCAGGUGGUGCAUUUGCACCGGCUAGAGGUGAGCAACAGCUUCUUGACGGACGCGAGCCAGGGCCGGCGCGGCCGCGUGGUGAACGAUUUGUACCGCUACAAACCGCUGAGCCCCAGCGCCGUGGUGCGCAACGCGCUAGCGCAUGUGGGCGCCAAGGAACGCGAGCUGAGCUGGCGCAACUCGGAGAGCUUCGCCGCCUGGUGCCGCUACGGCAAGCGCGAGUUCAAGAUCGGCGGCGAGCUGCGCAUCGGCAAGCAGCCCUACCGGCUGCAAAUCCAGCUCUCUGCGCAGCGCAGCCACACGCUUGAGUUCCAGAGCCUGGAGGACCUGAUCAUGGAGAAGCGGCGCAACGACCAGAUUGGGCGCACCGCGGUCCUGCAGGAGCUGGCCACGCACCUGCACCCCGUCGAGCCGGACGAGGGCGACAGCGACGCUGCGCGGACUACGCCGCCUCCCGGGCGCCCCCCCGCGCCCGGCCGGGAGGAGGAGGAGGACCGAGAAGCGGUGGUGCACUGA
Molecule: messenger RNA, 942 nt
Organism: Budorcas taxicolor (takin)
Lineage: Eukaryota; Metazoa; Chordata; Mammalia; Artiodactyla; Bovidae
Gene: LRATD2
Product: LRAT domain containing 2
Exons: 1
Coding region: 1-942 (313 amino acids)
Source: RefSeq, a predicted model, not a curated record